CGAAUCGUAGUUACCAACAACUUUUUGCUAACAUGAUCUGAUCUAAAUACUUCAGAUACUGAUUCGCUCUUUGUUAUUAACUGUCAAUCUUCGUCCCAUUACCACUGAGAAAGUAUCAAUACGCCAAUUCCUUCGACAUGGCCUGCCGACGAAUUCCCCGCCUGUACAUGGCCUCCUCUCUCCGCCGACCAUUUCCCGUCAUCCGCUCCUUCAGCAGUACGACGGCAAACCGGUCAACAGAGAACUCGUCCCUGGUGCAUGGGCUCAAAGACAAGCUUAAAGAUGCCAUGCGGGCCAAAGACAAGGAGCGCCUCAACGUCCUCCGCUCUCUGAUGGCCGAGAUCACAAAUGCGUCCAAGACGCCGAACCCAGUCAAUUCCGACGCCAAGCUCCUUGUGCUGCUCAAGAAGCAGAUUGCAUCGUCGGAAAAGGCGCUGGAGGAGUUUGAGAUGGCGAAACGCGACGACCUGGUGGAGAAGGAGCGCGGGCAGAUACAGGUGCUGAAGGGAUACCUGGAGGAGAUACCGGUUCUCAGCAAGGAGCAGGUCGACAGGCUAGUGGACGAAGCUGUGCGAAGCUUGCAGGGCAGCGGAGAGAAGGCAGAUUUCAAGUCAGUGAUGAGGGACGUCAUGAAACAAAUAUCGGGGAAGCCGGUGGACCAGAGCUACGUGGUGGAGAAGAUAAAAUCUGUAACAUCAUAGACGAAGGAUGUGGGUGUUCGGCGCAGGUCUGCGCCCAUUGUAACAUUAUAUCGGAAAUUCGCCCCUUCUCAAAACUUGUCGUCGAUAUGGCAGUAAAAAAUUGCGAAAAGCCAAACAGAAGGGAAGGCGAUAGGGAUGGUCAGAGAUGGGUGGCUCUCAUAAUAAAACUGAAAGGUUGCUCUGGUGAGGUGGAGUUGGGUGAUGGUGGCCCAGCUGCUGCGCUAGACCGUUCCUGCCUCAAACCACGCGGACGCUGCUGCGACGGGAAGCCACUCCUGGAGUGACGUCACUGACGCUUGAGCCCC
Molecule: messenger RNA, 1006 nt
Organism: Westerdykella ornata
Lineage: Eukaryota; Fungi; Ascomycota; Dothideomycetes; Pleosporales; Sporormiaceae
Product: GatB/YqeY domain-containing protein
Exons: 1
Coding region: 138-701 (187 amino acids)
Cellular component (GO): mitochondrion
Molecular function (GO): carbon-nitrogen ligase activity, with glutamine as amido-N-donor
Source: RefSeq, a predicted model, not a curated record